Scleropages formosus (Asian bonytongue) is the source of this 2442-nucleotide messenger RNA. RefSeq names its product metalloreductase STEAP3-like. Gene Ontology annotation, molecular function: cupric reductase (NADH) activity; ferric-chelate reductase (NADPH) activity. The coding region runs from base 386 to 1828 and encodes 480 amino acids. Gene Ontology annotation, biological process: copper ion import. NCBI's taxonomy places the organism in Eukaryota, Metazoa, Chordata, Actinopteri, Osteoglossiformes, Osteoglossidae. The transcript is spliced from 5 exons. The record is from RefSeq and is a predicted model, not a curated record. Gene Ontology annotation, cellular component: endosome; plasma membrane.
CCGCGCGCAUAGGCUCGUCGCGACAGCGGCCAUCGUCCCAAAUGUGCGACUUGACUCGUUCCGUGGUGUUACCGUACGUGCGCUUGUGGAAAAUACCUUGUUUCUGGGCUCUUCUUACUCCACCUGGUGCUCGUCUGCUGCUGUACACGAAAAAAGAAAAAAAAAAAAAAAAAAAAAAAAACAACGAUUAAUAGAAUGUAAACGGCGUUCACACAGUUGGGAAAGUUGAACUCAAGGUGAAUGAAUUCAGUUGUGCUGACGAGCAAAAAACGGCGGGAACUGUUACAGUCUGUGGCAGCAGUCAUCUUGGCACAUGAAUAAAGUUGGCACUUGUCAUUUCUGAACAGCAGCUUAUGAUCUCGAAGAGUACUGUUCACAGGCAAGGAUGCCCCAGGGUGAGAUGAGGAAACCCCUGCUUGGGGGUGCCGCUGAGCCCGAUGUUCCCGCGUGUGACCUUAAGAGCCCCGCCGUGGGCAUUCUGGGCACGGGGGACUUCUCGCGGUCGCUGGCGCACCGCCUGCUGGCCUGCGGCCUCCGUGUGAUCGUGGGCAGCCGCAGCCCGGAUCGCAACGCCGACCGCUUCCCUGCCGGGGUGGAGGUGAGCACGCAGCGUGACGCCGCCGCUCAGGCCCAUGUGCUCUUCGUGGCACUAUUCCCGGACCACUACUCGAGCCUGGCGGCCCUGAAGGGAGAGCUCGCGGGCAAGGUGCUCGUGGAUGUGAGCAAUGGCACGACGCUGAACCGUAGCCGGCCUUCCAACGCGGAGGAGCUGGCUGCGCUCUUCCCGGAGAGCUCCGUAGUGAAAGGUUUCAACGUGCUGUCUGCCUGGGCUCUGCUCAACGGGCCACGCGAUGGGAGCAGACAGGUCUUGAUCUGCAGUGAUGACUUCCAGGCCAAGAACAGAGUGGCGCUCCUGGCCCGGAGCAUGGGUUUUGUGCCUGUGGACAUGGGUUGUUUGUCCUCUGCUCGCGAUAUUGAGAACGCCCCGCUGUACCUCUUCCCUUCAUGGGGCAGCCCCUUCCUCUGUGCCGUCUGCCUCUUCUUUUCCUUUUACAUCUACAACUUCUUCCGGGGUGUUCUGCUGCCCUAUGUCAUCAAGGGCCACAAUGUCUUCUACAAGCUGCCAGUGGAGAUGGUGAACGAGACUCUGCCUUUGGUCUCCCUGGUGAUGCUGGCGCUAGUCUACUUGCCUGGCCUCCUGGCCGCUGGUCUGCAGCUGCUUCGGGGCACAAAGUACCAGACAUUUCCCAUGUGGCUCGACCGUUGGCUAUGUAUGCGCAAGCAGCUGGGCCUCCUCAGCUUCUUCUGUGCAGCCAUGCAUGCCUUGUACAGCCUGUGUUUGCCUAUGCGCAGCUCUGCACGCUACAAGCUGCUCAACGCUGCCUUCAAACAGGUGAAGCUGGGGCAGGAGAGCUCAUGGAUGGAGCAGGAUGUGUGGAGGAUGGAGCUGUACCUGUCCUUUGGCAUUGUGGCUCUGGGGGUGCUUUCUUUGCUCGCUGUCACUUCCCUGCCUUCUGUGGGAAACUCUCUCAACUGGAGGGAAUUCAGUUUUGUACAGUCCGGACUGGGAUAUGCUGCCCUUUCCAUCAGCACUCUGCACACGUUGACGUUCGGCUGGAACCGAGCCUUCGACCCCGGCCAGUAUGAGUUUUACCUCCCACCAACUUUUGUACUGGCUGUGCUUUUGCCCUGCAUUGUGCUGCUGGGUCGCCUCGCCCUGGCGCUGCCCUGCCUAUCGCUUCGGCUGGCCAGGAUUCGAAGGGGCUGGGAGACGCGGCUCCACCAGGUCCACUUCCGCUUACCCGAUGAGGACAUGAGCACAGUAUGAAAAACAAAAACAAGUGGAACCAGUGCACACAUCAGUUUUUGACUCUACAUCUGUAGGGAUGAGCACCUUGGAAAGCUUUUGCAGCAAGUUCCAGGCAGUCUUCUGUGUUUCAGUUCAAAAGAGUACUCCUUUUCUUCUUGUGAGUCUAGCCACUACAGGAUGCGCUUCUCUUCCCAGGUGUGUUCACACUUGCUCUACACUAGAACCCAGGGCUUUUUAACCCUGCUCCUGAGAGCCCUCUCUGUAUGCUAUGCUCACUUACAUCUCGGUGUUUAAUUUGCUGUUAACUUGAGUGAAGAAGUGGCACAACUGAAUUGGUCUUGUCUUUAUUUAUAUAAACUGUUGGUGCACCAGUAGUGUUUGUCCUGCAGCAGAAUAAAAUGUUAAUACUAAACUUUUAUUAAUCACUUACUAGGUAAAAAUUAUGCACUUAAUUUUUUUAAUGCCUGUUGAAAGUGAUCUUUUUUUCAGAAACUGCCAAUCUUUUUGAUGUUAGAUACACUAGCUCCUCAACUUACAGUUGGAACUGAAAGUCUGUAACUAGAUGUUCUUUAAUCCAGUCUUUUUUACACACCAAGUCACAACAAAUAAAAUCUUGAUUUGUUUGCUUGUUA